This is a messenger RNA of Xyrichtys novacula (pearly razorfish), 324 nucleotides long. The record is from the annotation of a GenBank genome assembly. Lineage: Eukaryota; Metazoa; Chordata; Actinopteri; Labriformes; Labridae.
AUGGGAUCACAUGAGGAAGUCUUUUGUUUGAACAUCAGUUCAAUGGUGUUUGUGUUCGUCUCAUUUCUCCGCCCGGACAUCCAGCCGGAUGCUCCGCCCCCCUCGCUGGACCGCCGAGACCUCAGGAGGAUUAACGGGUCCCGAUCUGCUGGUUCUGCUGGAUCCGGACGGGACCUUGGUGCUUUGAGGGACGGCAGCAGAGGUUUGGGCUCACAGAUGACUGACAGCGGAGACGACCUGGUGGGCGGAGACUCCUGGAGAUACUGCUGGUCGUUUAGGAGGCGAGGGGGUGAAGGACGGUUCCCGGCAGCGAGUGAGCUGUGA